AUGAGCCAGAUUGAAUGGGAGAGCUUAUCAGAGUCAGAAAUCAAAGCUGAAGCUGAAGCAAUAUUAGAAUCUUCUGGACAAUCAAAAAAGAUUCGCGCAGAAAUUAAUGAAGAUCCUUCUAUUAUUGAAUGGAAGGAAAAUAUCAGAAAAAUGAUAGAAGAAAUCGCAGCUACUCAAGACAUAACCAAACUUAAUCCAGAUAAGAUUUAUGACAUGAUAGCUGAUCAAGCUAGACAAAAGAUUCCACAAGAAAUCAUCGAAAAAGUCGAACAGAAAAUACUUACAUUCAUAGAGAAAGGAAUUGAAGAUCGAUUUAACUAA
Molecule: messenger RNA, 321 nt
Organism: Trichomonas vaginalis G3
Lineage: Eukaryota; Parabasalia; Trichomonadida; Trichomonadidae
Product: transcription factor e(y)2 family
Exons: 1
Coding region: 1-321 (106 amino acids)
Biological process (GO): mRNA export from nucleus; positive regulation of DNA-templated transcription
Cellular component (GO): nuclear pore; SAGA complex
Molecular function (GO): transcription coactivator activity
Source: RefSeq, a predicted model, not a curated record